GCGUGAAAUACUGGAACUGCUAUAAAUUCUCCUCAAAGCACAAUCUCUUGUCCACAUCUUUCAUCUCUUUCCUAGAGUCACUCUUCCCACUCGAUCCGGCAAUGGCCACCAAUGGCUCCCUGCGGUAUGAAUCAAGCACCGGUUACUUCUCAGUCCAUGUCAAGAGCAGAGAGCUGGUCACUGCAGAGCUGCCAUUUCCAGAGAUCUGGCUGCCUCUCUCCAACCUUGACCUGCUGUUUCCUCCCAUGGACUGUAGCAUUUACUCCAUAUACAGGAAGCCCAGCAGCAAACCUGACCUUUCCUUUGGCUCGGCAGUUGAAAUUCUCAAGAAGUCUCUUGCUAAGGUCCUAGUCCACUACUACCCACUUGCAGGUGAGAUGGUCGCCAACUCCAGCGGUGAGCCGGAGAUUCUGUGCAACAACAUGGGCGUCGAGUUCAUUGAAGCUCAUGCAGAGAUAGAGAUCAGUGGUCUCAAGCUCCAUGAUCCCGACGCGACCGUGCAGGGAAAGCUUGUACCAUCGAAGGGACGAGGAGUUCUCAGUGUUCAGGUCACCAAGCUCAUGUGCGAAGGCAUCGUUGUUGCUUGCACUUCGGACCACCGGAUCGGUGAUGCCUACUCCAUUGGCAUGUUCAUGGCUGCAUGGGCUGAGGUCACCCGGACCAACUCCCUCGCUCUCAUCCCCAACUUCCGUCGCUCUCUCCUCAGCCCACGCCACCCUGGAUCGUACGACAAGUCCCUUGACAACAUGUAUGGGCCCAUCGCAUUCCUGAGCCCACCGCCCAAGCACGAGAGUACUUCGUCCGAUCAAUUCAUCAGCCGGAUCUAUCAUCUGAGCACAGGUGCCCUGAACCAACUCCAAGAUCUUUCUUCCACAGAUGGGACUAGGAGAACCAAGCUGGAGGCAUUCAGCGCACUUCUAUGGAAGCUGAUGGCCAAUGCCAGUGGUGAUGCAGUGAGCAGCUGUCGUUUGGGCAUCGUCGUCGACGGCCGGUCUCGCCUGAGCGAGGGCCCGAGAUCGGCACUCUAUGGAUACUUUGGCAAUGUUAUCUCGAUCCCCUUUGGGGAGGCUACCAUUGAGGACCUUAAGAGCAAGCCGCUGGGAUGGGCCGCGAAGAAGGUGAACGAGUUUCUGGGUUUUGCCACCAACAGGGAGCACUUCCUGGGGCUGAUUGACUAUGUCGAAGGGCUGAGGCCUAACCCCAUUAUGACGAGGGUUUGCUAUAGAGGGGCCGAUGAUGGGCCAGCUAUUGUGGUCUCACAUGCAAGAGUCUUGGAUCCCUCUAAGAUGGACUUUGGUUGGGGCCUUCCUUUCUUGACGUCCGUGCACUGCCCUUGGGAAGGGGAUGCCAGAUUUGUGCUGCUGCUUCCAAGCCCCCUAGGGAAUGGAGACUGGGUUGUUUACAUGCAUCUGUUCAAGCACCAGCUUCACGAAAUAGAGAUGGGGGGAGGGGAAAUACUUCAACCACUUACUUUCCAACACCUCACCCCUCAAGAGGUUUGAGAAGAAGGAAGCACACAAAAGAUUGUCAAUGGCUACUAAUUAGGGAAGAAAUAAAGUCAUCUUGAUUAUUAGAGAGAAUGUCUCUGCAUGUUCAUUUAAAUGUAUCUUUAAACAAUUAAUGGAGCGAUUUAUACUUGGUUAAA
Messenger RNA from Nymphaea colorata (pocket water lily), 1645 nucleotides. RefSeq names its product coniferyl alcohol acyltransferase-like. The transcript has 2 exons. The record is from RefSeq and is a predicted model, not a curated record. Lineage: Eukaryota; Viridiplantae; Streptophyta; Magnoliopsida; Nymphaeales; Nymphaeaceae. Gene Ontology annotation, molecular function: acyltransferase activity, transferring groups other than amino-acyl groups. The coding region runs from base 102 to 1502 and encodes 466 amino acids.